Knipowitschia caucasica is the source of this 2322-nucleotide messenger RNA. The record is from the annotation of a GenBank genome assembly. NCBI's taxonomy places the organism in Eukaryota, Metazoa, Chordata, Actinopteri, Gobiiformes, Gobiidae.
AUGGCCGCACCAGGAGUCAACAGAUGGCUUGUUAUCGGCGCUGUUAGCUUAGUGCUACAAAGAGACCGAUCCUCACGUCCUCCGUUCAUCAUGAUUACUCCUGCGUUUGAGCUGAGCCAGGAUCCAGAAUACCUCUCUCUCUGCAUCCGUGUUCCCUACACCAGGACGUCAGAGUUUGACCUCUACAUGGGGGGAAAUGAUUUCAAAUUUUUUGCUAAACCCUAUUUUCUGAGGCUGACUCUUCCAGGUAGAAUUGUGGAGGAUGGACGAGAAAAGGCCACAUUUGACAUUGACAAGGGACUCUUCACGCUAAAGGUCGCGAAGGAAACGCCAGGAGAACAUUUCGAAGGUCUUGAUUUGCUGACAAGCUUGCUCACCCCAAAAGGAUCCCAAUCAGUGAAGCCGCUGAUAGAGGAAGUCGAUGUUUCUUCCAGUGUAGGUGAAGACGAGGAAGAGGAGGAGGAAGAGGAGUUUGACUGGCAAAUUGAGCAGCAGGUUUACCAGGAGACGCCAGUAGAACAACUGGCACGAAUGCACAGAUAUGGUUUUGGCAAUCAGAGAACUGGGGUGUUCUCCAGACUACAGGAAGAACUUGCUGAUGUGAUUGAUAUUAAAAACCCAGAAGACACAACGGCCUCAGAGAGGAGGGUGGCUCGACUGGAGGCAGAGACUUCGGCUUUCUCCUCAGAUCAUUACUUAGCUGAUUUAUUUGAGGAUGAAGAAGUAAAGAGGCUGUUAAACUACAAACCAUGGUGGACAAAGCCUGGGUGCUCCUCCGACCACGGAGCGGCUGGUGUGUCCUUUACAGAUGAGGAGAAGGAGCAGAUGAGGAGAUUCACCAACCGCUCCCACCUGCUCGACAAAGCGACUCGUGGCCAAGUGUGGCUGAGCCUGGUGGACAUCCUGCUGGCUUACUGCUAUGAAGUGCGCUCCACUGAAGGAGAGCACAGUGUGGAGUCACCUUGGACUGUCCGAAAACUCAGUGGGACUCUGAGCUGGUUUGAGGUGUACAACUCUCUGCAUGAAGCCGUGGUGUCAUUUGGCCGAAGAGUUUUGUGCUUCCCACUGUACAGACAUUUUGACAUGGUUUCUGCUGCCAUUCGUGACACAACCAAGAUUCUUCAGUCGGGGAAAGGCUGUGUCCUCAAAUGCCUGCUCGAUAUCCACAAAGCCUUCCGAGAGAACGAGCCAGCCUACAUACUGAACGAUCUGUACAUCACAGACUACUGCAUUUGGAUCCAGAGGGUCAAGUCCAAAAAGCUGACCGCCCUCGCUGAGGCGUUACAGACGACCCUCCUGAAGAAAAACGACUUGGAGCUUGAGCUUGAGCCGCUGGAGAAAGCUGCGUUCCUGGUGCAAGAGGAAGAAAAUGCAGCUCCGGUAACCCUGAGCAACAGCAGCAGCAGCAGCAACAGCAGCAGCAACAGCAGCAGCAGCAGCGAGUCGUCUGACAGCGAGGAGUCUGAGAGAGAGGGACUAGACUGUGCAGACAUACAAAAGGGAGGGAGAGGAGGGGUGGGGGUGGAGGUGGGGGAAGGAGGAGGUCUACGUCAGCACGGCCCCCCUCUCUCCAACUCUCGCAGCUGCACCGUCCCCGGGGAGAGCUUCAACACUCCUCCGACAGCCAACGAGGAAACCAGUGCCCAGCCAACACUCGCAGACAGCUCCCGGCCACUGAUUCAGGAGCUGGAGGAGCUGACGAUCACAGAGGAGACCGGGAACGGAAACGGCCGCCGCAAACACCACGCUGGCUCAAACGGUGCCGCUUCGGAGCAAACUAGAAAUGCCGGGAAUUUCCUCGAAGUGACUUCACGCAGGAAUCCUUUGCACAUUGUCCAGGAGAACUGUGAAGAGGAGUGCGAGAUCGGAGAGAGUGCGAGACCUGAGGGAGUGCUGAGACCUGAGGGAGUGCUGAGACCUGAGGGAGUGCUGAGACCUGAGGGAGUGCUGAGACCUGAGGGAGUGCUGAGACCUGAGGGAGUGCUGAGACCUGAGGGAGUGCUGAGACCUGAGGGAGUGCUGAGACCUGAGGGAGUGCUGAGACCUGAGGGAGUGCUGAGACCUGAGGGAGUGCUGAGACCUGAGGGAGUGCUGAGACCUGAGGGAGUGCUGAGACCUGAGGGAGUGCUGAGACCUGAGGGAGUGCUGAGACCUGAGGGAGUGCUGAGACCUGAGGGAGUGCUGAGACCUGAGGGAGUGCUGAGACCUGAGCGAGAGCUGAGACCUGAGCGAGAGCUGAGACCUGAGCGAGAGCUGAGACCGGAGAGAGAGCUGAGACCGGAGAGAGAGCUGAGACCGAGCUCAGACCGGAGAGAGAGCUGA